AUGUGCAAAUCUGCGUUCUCCGUCGAGGUGUUUACCGAUAAAGGCGACGGCGAGUCAUCCGCCGGAUCCCGAGUACAAGUCAACGGCGUCGCUCUACUGGGCUUCGUUCUCCGGCUCCCAUCACUCAGCCCCGUCGAUGUCGCCGGAAAUUGCCAACCAUCGCUGCUGUUGGUCUCGGGUCCGAGCAGCCACCAAUCGAAAAGUGGUGAUGGGCUUUGUUACACAUCAUGCUAA
Molecule: messenger RNA, 234 nt
Organism: Arabis nemorensis
Lineage: Eukaryota; Viridiplantae; Streptophyta; Magnoliopsida; Brassicales; Brassicaceae
Source: the annotation of a GenBank genome assembly